This is a messenger RNA of Oikopleura dioica, 1503 nucleotides long. Lineage: Eukaryota; Metazoa; Chordata; Appendicularia; Copelata; Oikopleuridae. The record is from the annotation of a GenBank genome assembly.
AUGAAAGUAGUUUACUUUUUACCCGUGCUCUUUGUUUCUGCAGAAAUACCCAAGUACGACGGACUUCCGUAUGACAACAAGGAAGAGAAAUUGAUAAACAAGCUUCUUGACAAGAAAAAGUACUCGCCUCUUGUUAGGCCAGUUAGAGAAGUUCAUGACGUUGUGAAUAUAAAUUUCACCCUGAUUUUAUCGCAGCUUAUUUCGCUUGAAGAAUAUGAACAAUUUAUGACCGCGAAAGUUUGGCUAGCUCAAAGCUGGUUUGACGAGCGACUGAAGUGGAACCCAGCUGAUCAUGGUGGAAUCGAAAAGGUUCAGCUUCCUGGAGACGAGAUCUGGCGACCUGAACUGGUUCUGUACAACAAUGCUGACGGCUCUUACGAGUCGACAUUUAUGGCAAUGGCGAUCGUUUAUUUCAACGGCUCUGUAGAAUGGACUCCACCGGCUGUGUUCCACUCUUCUUGUGGGAUUAGAGUCCGUCACUUUCCCUUUGACAUCCAGCUCUGUCCGAUGGAAUUUCAAUCGUGGGUAUUUUCAAAGAAAGAAGUGCAGAUUCAGCUGACUGUUUCAAAACAUGGUUCUUUGCAAGCUAUUCGAAAUGAUUUUACUGACUCCGGAGAGUGGGCAAUAAUCGGCCUUCCCGCUAGAAAAACAACUACUGAGAAUGACAAAAUGGACAAAGUAAGAUUCGACAUCGUCAUGAAGAGAAAACCGCUUUUCUACACAGUGAAUUUGAUUGUUCCUUGUAUUCUUAUUACAAGCUUGGCGAUCUUCGUUUUUGUCCUGCCAUCCGAGUCUGGUGAAAAAAUGUCACUCUGCAUUUCGGUUUUACUUGCUCUUACCGUCUUUUUGCUUCUGAUAUCAAAACUGAUUCCUCCAACGUCACUGGAUGUUCCGCUGAUAGGACGAUUCUUGAUCUUUACGAUGGUCCUGGUUACAUCAUCAAUUGUAGCUUCAGUAUGCGUUCUCAACAUCCACUACAGAAGUCCUCAAACUCAUGACAUGCCAAAGUGGCUUCGGCAUGUUUUUCUACAAGUCCUUCCAAAAUACAUCUUCUUUCGACGGAACUUAAACUUCAAAAUCGACGAAGCAAAUGUAGAUAACAAGAUGAGCUGGAAACAUUCAGAAGCAAAAGUCCCAUCUGAUAGCUCAACUGAAGAAUCAACUACAGAAGCACUUCAGGGUGAACGAAACAGUACGCUUGCUUCCCUUCAAGGCUCAAUAAGAGCUGCUCUGAUGGAAAUGAGCUUCAUCGGCGAUUGUAUCCGACAUCAUGAGGCGGCGAAAGCAGUAGCUACAGAAUGGCAGUAUGUAGCGAUGGUCCUAGAUAGGCUUUUACUUUGGAUAUUUCUCCUGGUGACUUUCUUUGGAACCAUUUUUAUAUUUCUCAGCCCUUUGAUUUAUCCAGACAUCGUCGUUUGCGAAGAAGGUGGAAAGCAGAAAGCUUCGUAUUUGGGAUACGCUGACUGUGCUCCUAUACUCGUCUUGGACGAAAUAUUGACCUGA